CGACAUCGACAACAUCAACAACGACUCUCGACGGCUCGACGACGGCGGGCGCGGGGACUGUGAGAGACUGGACAGCAAUUCACCUGGGGCGUCGGGACUCGGCUCGUCUCGGCGGUGAUAGGCUGUUUGUUUGGUGGGAGGAGAGCAGUCGCUGGCUCGGUCUUUGGCUCCUGCUGGCUCUCCCCGACCUCACUUCUUCCCCCGGCUCUGUUUUCAGCUGCCCAUAUCAAAACAUCUGCUCGGAGGACUCGUCAAUUGCUCAGGCUCGUCUUCUUCCUUUUCACUCGGGGAAGAAGAUACCUGGUCUCGUUGGACUGUCUCCCGUCUUUCUAUGAGACAGACAGGAUAUCUUCUUGACUGUUGGAAGCUACGCGCGCUAAGCUAACAUAAUAACAAACUGCUGCAUUGGCUGCCUCUUUGCAUAUCUCUCUUGUCUCACCCAUCUUGCUAUUCCCCACUCCUAUUCAUUCCUUGUCCCGGCUAUUCACUCCCUCCUACGCCGCUGGUAGUGAAUGGCCUGAAUAAGCCUGCCGCACUCCUCGAUUCCUCACCUUACUUUCCCACCCCUUUGGAGCAACACACAUACUUGGCCCGGUUUUCUUGGCCCAUCCAAUCUUCUGGCUUAAUCGCCUGUGUAACAACAUCUUUUUUGCUUCUACUUUUCCUUCAUUUUUCUUUUCUUCUUCCAUCUAACUCCCUUUUCUUUUUUUCUCUUCUCUUCCCUUCUUGAUCAACAUAUUCCUUUUGCUCCUAUUCUAAGCCAUCUAUCUUGUGGUGGCCAAAUCUUCAAGGAAGAACAAGAAGCAGCAACGAAAGAAUACAGCUCCCUACGCUGGCUUUUUUCUUCUCUAAAGGUAUGUGCUGGCUCCUCUUCUUGUCUUCGGUUCCUUUCUUCUGAUGCAUAAUUCGUCGCUUUUCUUAGUUCUGGAUCCAGUCGAGUACUUUUUAAAAAGACUCAUCAUAUCCCUAUCCAAGGUCCUUGGGCCUUGUUGCUUGUAUAUGAACUAUUGUCCAGAUUUUAAAGUCUUCGGGUCUUUUUCUUUUCUAGACGAGUUCCAUAUUCAAACUAGCUGGUGACUGAGAUCUAGUGAUGUGCUUCUACUUGUGAACGAUCUAGUGAAGAUAUGGUUGAUCAGACUGAGACAGCAGCUGGGCCAUCCUCCUCUCAGAGUGUUCCACACCUAUCUGCUACUGAAGUAGUAGAUGAUAUCACCAAACAAGAGGACCUAGUUAUGAAUGAGGAGCUUCCACACACCACCGAGACCCGUGAAGACUCUCCUCCUCUAUCUCUCUUUGGGCCAUUUGCGCAACCAACAAGUGGACUUUUGUCUACUCCUCUGACUUCCUCGCCAUUCCCAGAAGGGGAACAUAUAAGUGAGGACGUGCCAGAAGUAACCGGCUCCCUGGCUCACUUAACCGAUCCUUACCCAUUAAUCACUAUUCCAUCUCAUCUGACCCUCUACUCUAACGGGCAUAGCUUUUACCACGAUCGCGAUAUGGACGAGCAAGAGGACGUCGAGGAGCUCCUCGACCACCCGGCGCCUUUUGUGUCUGAAUCGGCCAAUGAUGAGACCGACGAUGGUUGGCAAGAGGACCAGUGGAUAGAACCUCCAGAUGGUAAUGGUAGCUUGAUCGAAAUCUCCGAGCUUUCUGGUUUCGAGCUUGAUAGGCUUCCACACGACAGAGUGGGCACGGGCCCAGGCUCCAUCUCUACCAGCUCCGAAAAAGAUGGCAAUGAUGCUACCGGGGGGUUUUAUCCCUCUGAAGAUGAAGACUCGUGCCCCGACUCCGAGAGUAUCUGUGGCAAUGUCUCUUCCUUACCAGCUGCCGAGCAGGAACAACUAAGCACCAACCAUGAUAUCAGCAACAACCCUAAUAAUACCGCCAUCGGUCCUAUCACCCCUCCAGUUGAGCAGGCUGAGUUCCCUCCCAUUGAACUUCUCCAAUUUGCCUUACCAGAUCCUGGAGAUCACUAUUUCGAUCCGUCCGGGGUUGACUCUGACAUGGCAGACAUGUCUAUGCACACUGAGACAUUCGAACGCAACUUGACCGUUGAGCAAUUCAUCCGCCAAUGGUACCUCCGCGCUCGUAUGUCUCACGAUCGACUUGGUAUUAAGCAUCCAUAUCCUCCAAUUGCUUCUGAGGCUAUGAACGUGCAAAACUGGCAGAGACCAACCAAGAUCUCCCGUCCGGAUGACCACAAGGGACGCAACUUCGAUAUCCAAAACAUUCCGUGGACUUCGAAGUUGAACGUGGACCGAGCCGCUGCCCGUUCCUUACGGGACCAGUGGUAUACUUCUUACCAUAAUUUGCGCUUCCAGCCCCAUGGCUAUGCUAUCACUCCGCGCGAUACUGAGAAUUAUUUCAAAGCCAAGAACAUGUACACCAAGUUCAAAGCCACAAUGGCUCAUUUUCAGCUCCGCAACCUUAUGUCUGUGAGAGCAUCUAAUGUUGUGCAAUAUGUCUAUCGGAACAAGGUCUACUCCGUCACUCCGUUCUACGAUGUGCAAGACACUAUCCUUGAGCUUACCGAGUCGGUUUCUUCUAAUCCUGUGGCUGAUCCUUUGAAAAUAUCUACCAUGAAGGCCAAACAUGGUGUUACUGUUGUUGGCGGUUUCAGUGGUGAAUAUGCUUAUAAGGGCGAAAUCCACGGCUACGAAAAGGUUGAAGGUCGUAUUACGAAGCAUCUCAAUGGCAUCACCAACCACAUUGACAUUGUUCAACAUCGCACCAGCCACACCCCACAAGCCAUCAUUGCAUCUAACGAUAACUCCAUCCGCAUCCUCGACUGCGAGACAAACAAGUUCAUUGCAACCCACCGCUUUGCCCGUGCUAUCAACUGCACAGAUACCUCUCCGGAUGGUCGCCUUCGUGUAAUUGUCGGCGAUUCUGCUGAUUCCUGGGUUGUUGACAGUGAGACCGGAAAACCCGUUCAGCCUCUUGCCGGCCACCGUGACUAUGGAUUUGCAUGCGCCUGGUCCCCCGAUAUGCUGCACAUAGCCACCAGCAACCAGGACAAGACUGUCAACAUUUGGGAUGCUCGUAUGUGGAGAAUUCUCCAAACUCUUGAUUCGGACGUUGCAGGCUAUCGUUCCCUCCGUUUCUCCCCCGUCGGCGGUGGCCCGCGAACUCUGCUCAUGUGCGAGCCUGCAGACCGCUUCGUUAUCGUCAACGCUCAAAACUACCAGACCCGUCAAGUCCACGAGUUCUUCGGUGAAAUUGGAGGAGCAGACUUCACCCCUGAUGGUGGCCGUAUUUGGCUCUCCAACAUGGAUUCUCGCUUCGGAGGCCUCAUGGAGUUUGACCGCAUUCAAUGGGGCCAGGAAUUCGGUAUUGGUCAUACUAGACGCGCCAAGAUCGAAGCCCGUGGUGAUGUCUACUAUCCAGACCUACCUAAUGAAUGGCUCCCUGAAGCCGAAUUGGACGAUGAUCCACGCUGUGUCUUGAGUGCUAGCGAGCGUAGGAUCCGAUAUUUGAGACUCAUGAGCGAUGCCGAGUUCUCAAGAUUCAAUAUUUAUUUGGGAUAG
Messenger RNA from Trichophyton rubrum CBS 118892, 3527 nucleotides. RefSeq lists its product as uncharacterized. The coding region runs from base 1125 to 3527 and encodes 800 amino acids. The record is from RefSeq and is a predicted model, not a curated record. Lineage: Eukaryota; Fungi; Ascomycota; Eurotiomycetes; Onygenales; Arthrodermataceae. The transcript is spliced from 4 exons. Gene Ontology annotation, molecular function: protein binding.